Molecule: messenger RNA, 1206 nt
Organism: Triticum turgidum subsp. durum (durum wheat)
Lineage: Eukaryota; Viridiplantae; Streptophyta; Magnoliopsida; Poales; Poaceae
Source: the annotation of a GenBank genome assembly
AUGGAGGAGGAGGGCGGCUGCAGCAGCCAGAAGCGGCGGCCCUAUGAUCCAUCCAUCACGGCCCAAUGGGCGUCGCUUCAGCCGGACCUUGUCCAGCACAUCGCCGACUGCAUCCUCACCACCAGCGGCGUCGACGAGUACAUGGCCAUGAGGGCCGUCUGCCCCACCUGGCGCUCUGCCGUCGCCAAGCCAUCUCCGCACGCCGCGGUCGCCGACCUCCGUUUCCGCCCACGGCAGUGGGUCUUGCUCAACGAGGCAGACGACGACCAAGGCCGGCCCCUCUUCCUCAACGUCACCACGGGGCGCUUCCGCCGCCUGCGCCGCCCGGUGCUCCGUGACUACAUCCUCGUCGGUGCGUCUGACGGUCUCCUCGUGCUGGGGGACACGGACCCCCCGCAUGCCGCUCGUCUCCUCAACCCAUUGACUGGUGACAUGCUUCCGUUUGCGGCGCCGAUACCUCGGGAACCUUGGGCGCCGAUACCUUCGGAACCUUGGGUGGAUACGGCAGUCACUAGCUCUGAGCCAACGAUCAUCUUCUCUUCCCAACAUGGAUCCAAAUAUCUUCAGUCUGGUAUCGCGCUUUACUCUGCUGAUCCCACGGGCCAGCUCCGUGUGGUGAAGCUUCAUGAUGCUGCUUUGAAGAAGGCAGGCCUGUUCUACCUGCAGAGCAUGGUCACAUAUGCAGGCAAUGUUUAUGUUCUCAGUUCCGGAGGAACCUUAUGCAAGAUCGUUUGGACUGGUGAGCACUGGUAUGCCGAGCGAAUAUUGGACAUUGACAUGAAAUACAUUGUUGCUCUUGUUGAGGCAACCAGUAAGCUGCUGCUUGUUAAAGAGCAACUUGAAACCAUUGAAGUUUUCAGCAUCGAUGUCGAGAGGAAGCUACUUGAACCAAUUAAAAGUCUCGGCAGCAGUGCGCUCUUCCUAAGUCAUGGCAACUGCAUGGUAGUCGAUGCAGAUAAGCUUCCUUCCAUCAAGCGCAACUGCAUCUACAGCACUUUUUGUACUGUAUUCAGUAUUGAUAGGAUAUAUGCCUGGUGUGACCUUGGCAAUGGCGAGAAAAAAUUCCUCACUGUCUCCCAUGUGCCUGUAUAUUGCCCUGGAACUGAAAGUGGUAUCAUUCAUGAAGGACCUUUGAGUCUUGCUGAGGUUCUCCUCAAUCCCUACCCAAAAGUUAAAGAUCAACUAGAUCAUUUCCGCGAAACCUAA